AUGAACCACGCAAAGUUGCAUAAGCCAUUUUCACUGCAUGGGAAACAUUCUCCCCGGCUGACCCAGCCUGUUUCACCGCAGAAAAUCAAGUCAAUGAUCCCACCCACCACUCAAUCUCCCAAAAAACCAUCAGGACCACCUCCGAAUGUUGACCCACGAAAGUUUAUAGUCGACCAAAUCAUUCGGGACUGUUACUCCAAACAAAUCCUUAGAGACGGACGUCAGGUACUUGAAAUUCGCUAUAAUACUCAUUUGGGCAUUCGAGAAUACUCCCAAUUCCCUCAAGCUCCUCCUCCUCCAGAUGUGCCUCCGAGUCAAGUGGGUCUGAUCAAAAAUAGAAUUCUUGUUCUUUGUACUAAGCUGUCGGGGCGUAUUUUGUUGCAAAAAGGUAAGUACAAUGACGUUAAGCAUAUAUACCAGGUUGGUCGACUGUGGGAUCUAGAUGAAUUGCGUUGUAUUACUCGAGUAUCGCAUGACUCUCUCAUUUUGCUGUUGAAUAAAGACUACUACUGGAAGUCUGCCGAAGGUCCAGAACGCUUCAUCAAGUUUGUCCACCACUUGGCAUCCAUAUACUCAAAAUUCACUGGUGGUUAUCCCGAAUUGAAAGGCUUUACGUUGCAGGAAUUGGGGCUUCCUCCCUUGGCGAAUACAUCAUCCAACCAGCAAUCGAGCUCGCGUCCUGUGGUUCCUCCGCAAUCAGCUAGUGUAUCUCGCCUGCAAAUUGACCUGUCUCGUCAACGCGUGGCCGAUAAUGCACCAGUGCUGUCGCACGCUGCUACCGAUGGUAAAAACAACCGUGUAGCUAAUCACUACAAAGAAAUGGACUUCACGUCAAAUGGGAAGCUCCCAAUGAAGCCCAUGUUAGUCAUGGACGUUGACCGGCCUUCAUCGAAUGCCCCAAGAAGCAUGCUUGACCCUGUUCCACCUAAGUUGGAGGCUCCAAAAAAUGUGCUACCGCAAUCUCUGAGUGUAGCUCAGUCCUCAGCCGCCUCAUUGAAUGACUCUCACAGUUUUGUCUUUGGAGUGGAGGACAAGGUUCAAGAUGGGAAGGUUGUACCAACUAUCACCGAAUAUGCAAAUGCAACAGGAAGGACGCUGCCCUUACGCAAUUACAGUCCUGAACGUCACCUGGAAGGGACUCGAAAAGUAUCGGAGCCUCUUGAAUCAGCAGCUGCAUACAGCCUACAACUUCAGGCUGCACUUGAUAAAAAGGAGGAUGCGCUUCCACGCAAUGAUUCCACACUUCAGGAAAAUUCGCUCCCAAAAAAUGAACAAUUUCCGAAGGACCAUCCUCUUCCAAAAGAUAGCUUGAACAGAGUAUCUGACGCCUUUGAGGACGCAAUCCAAUAUGACGAGCACUCGUUGUCAUCCAAAUCUGAUCAGAUUGACCCGACUAAAGUUCAUAUUGAUAACGAACCAUUCCCAGAGCAAGUAACUCCAACUGAGGCCGAAUCCAUUAUAGAUAACUCCAUUCGCGAGAUUCAGAGUUACAUGGAUACGGAAUUUGCACCCUCGAAAACCAUUCUGAGAACAUCCACAAAUCAACCAGUUCCUGGCGAUAUUUCGCAAACACAGCCUGAUCCUGCGCUAGAAACUCCCGAAAUGAAGAGUGUUACUUCAGUCGAUAAAUUUAUAAAUUUGGACUCUCUGAGUUUCGGGGCAGGUUUUGAAACACCCGUUACUGAUGAAGAACCUCCAGUAUCGGAAGUGAAGUUUGAUAAAGACCCUGAAGUCGAUGAAAUGUUGGACGAGAUAGGAUGGAAUGUCACUGAAGGAAGUGAUCAGUUUAUUAAGAAGCUUUCGACAGAAUUGAAUAAUACAAAACGAAAAAAUAUUGCUGAGCUCAUCAAUCUCGAUUUUGGAAAAGAUUCUUUUGCAAAUGAGAUUCGGGUAUCAGAUGGUGAAGUUCAUAAUUUAUUUGGCAUUUUCAAGAAGAUGGAAGUUCAGUUCAGUAUGAUUGAUUCAGAAAUCAACGAUAUUGAGAAUAAUUCUAGGGGUUUGCAAGUAAAAGCUGUGAACAAGAAGCUUUUAUUCAAUGAAUUGAGCGAAAUAUUGAACAAGGUGAGAGUUAGUACUAGAGACCUUGAUCUAGUUGCUCAUUUUAUUGACUUCAAAGACAUAGACUCGAUUCCAAAACUUGAGAGCAAACUUCUAGUUUUAUAUGGCGCACUUAAAACUUUUGGGGGCGCUUCUGAAGAUGACUUUAGUAACAUGGAAGCAUUGAAACAAUUCAAAAUCAGGUAUGAAGCAACUGCCCUGUCUUUCAUGCAACAUUUUAGCGACUUUAUUCGCACAGAGUUUAAAAAGACUGUUGUGCAGUUGAAAAGUGAUGUUUCACUACUGUACUCUAGGAGUCUUUUUUCAAGUUUGAAGCAUUAUUUGAUCUAUGUUGGAAUUACAAACUUUGUGAGAUGUGUCUCAUAUCGGGACUUAGAAGCUUUAGGUAAUGAUGUACGCUCCUUCCUUGUGACAUACUUGACAUCGGUGUUGAAUUCUCUACUCAAAAGCAUUCAUCAAACUUCUUCUAUCCCGAAGCGUUUAUCCGAAAGUUUGGAAUUUGGAACAAGCUCCCGGAAGAGCAAGAUCAGCAGGUUUGGCUCUUCCAGAUUGAGCAAAAGGGCAAGUUCUAACGAAGAAGCCAACCAUGCCAAUCUCAAGACAUUGGAAGGCACAAAAGAAAAGGCUUCUGGGGAAAUAACGGAUUAUAAGACAGUCAUGAGUUUGGUGGCCGAGACAAGAGAUUUAAUGUUGAAAGUUCAAUUCUUUUUGGGCCUGUUCUUCCAUCUUUCGUCGCCUGAUGACUUUGAUGAAGCUUUGAAGAAUACAUCGUUCGAGGAAAGAUUGAAGGAACUUCAGGAUCCUGACUUGGAUGAAGUCAAUUACAAGAGCAAUUCUAAUGAGCUUCUUAAAUUUAUGACUGCUGUUUUUGGAGACUAUGUCAAUGGCUUCAUCAGUAAAGUUACACCUUCAGAGCUAAUUAUCCCUCAGUUAUUGGUUGAACUACACGCAUUCUUGAUUGAAGCUACCAACAAAGAUCAGGAUUUCAUUGCUUUUAGCUUUAUUGGCAAGCUUAUUGAGAGAUACAAGCGUUCAUGGAACAAGCUUAUCUCUCGGCAGGUGCAUUUGUUGAACAAGUCUGACAUUCGGUCCAAAGGCGAAGUUUUGCCUGUCGUACGCAAUAUCAACCAGAUUGUUCUAAGCACAGAAACGACUCUAGAAGAAUCCUUUUCGUACAAAGAUAGUCAAGAUGCACAAUUGGAAGUGGAGCAUUUCAUCAACAAUUCCUACAGCGAACUCACAGCAGCUGCGGUUGAUCUCUUCAGCAGAGAAGAUCCUUUAUUGAAGACCAACGCACACGACGAAAAAGAACGUGCGCAUCGGAAUGUGGCGAUACUACAAAAUGUCUUUACGGUUAUUCAGCAGCUUGAUGAUCUUAACUCUGCACGCGUGGAUCCCAUGAAACAUGAAAUGAACACAGUAUUCAAACGCGUGGAAAAGGAGUAUUUUAACCAUAUUCUACACCGCUACUUUAACAAGAUGACAGAGUUUUGUCCAUACACACGGAGACUUUACAACAAGAAAGAAAACUGA
This is a messenger RNA of Clavispora lusitaniae ATCC 42720, 3591 nucleotides long. RefSeq names its product GTP-Rho binding exocyst subunit (gene SEC3). The record is from RefSeq and is a predicted model, not a curated record. Gene Ontology annotation, biological process: exocytosis; Golgi to plasma membrane transport. NCBI's taxonomy places the organism in Eukaryota, Fungi, Ascomycota, Pichiomycetes, Serinales, Metschnikowiaceae. Gene Ontology annotation, cellular component: plasma membrane; exocyst. Gene Ontology annotation, molecular function: phosphatidylinositol-4,5-bisphosphate binding.